Molecule: messenger RNA, 3105 nt
Organism: Symsagittifera roscoffensis
Lineage: Eukaryota; Metazoa; Xenacoelomorpha; Acoela; Convolutidae
Exons: 3
Coding region: 862-2985 (707 amino acids)
Biological process (GO): signal transduction
Molecular function (GO): protein binding
Source: RefSeq, a predicted model, not a curated record
AACCACUCAAGGCGUACAAAAAGCGCACGAGCUAAAAGUAAUUUACUUAAAAAUGCAUUUACCUCAUUUAAAUAUACCUUGCACGUUAAAACAGAUAUUUUCUGCAGACCUUUUUUCUGAUUGUGUAUUCGCAUGUGUGCUUUAAAGCCGAAGAUUAAAAGAAAGUGCCUCCAUACCCGGUUUUAACUUGGGGCCUUUUCAGCUUGGAAAAGGUAUUAAAAUCAGGAACGGUGAAAUUAUUUUUCAGUUUCACAGAAAAAAAAAUCAUUCGUCAAAACGUCGGUAGUUACUUGCAGUUAAAAACAUUUGUACACAUUAGCUCAGUUACGUAUUGAAAUAUUCAGCCGUAAUUUAUUCGAUUUACAGCUAUAAAUUCAUUUGAUGUUAAUUAGAAUUGACAUUUUCCAUUUGAAAUUUGAGCGCUCGAACCGCACUGAAGGCCGUAAAAAGCGGUAAAAAAGUAUCCUUAUUUUAUCUUUUUACAUGAACUUGUAGUUCUCUUACCAUGCUAAGGCUACGCAAUUUCAGGGGCCCUAUUUGAACAUUGGCGAGUGAAAGGCUUUUUAUUUCACAAUCUGGCCUAAUUUGCAUAAUCAAACAGGCGAAUUUGAGCACGCAAAGAGGAAUCUACCUUGUGAACUAAUUCUAUUUUGACCCGUCUCUAAUCUUAAACACGUGAAAAAACGCUUCUGUUUAUACUAGACUGGUGUUGUUAUUUCUAAGAACAUGGACAAAUAUUUGGAACUCUAACAUAUUCAGACAUAUUGAUUAAACAGAGCGUACCUUUCUCAGUUUCGGGAAGUAUCGAUUAUUUUCGAAUUCUAAAAAUAAAACAAGUGCUGUUGUUAUUUGUCCGUCGAUAUGGGCGAUAUCAAACAAAUAUUUUUGAGUCAUUGCGUGGCGUCGACAGGCGUGCAAGCGAUGUCGUUGAACGAAAAACUCAGAGCUGCUGGUUACACUACAUUCGUUUGUACAGCAAUGUCAGCAGGCCAAGAGUUCCGCAGAGAAAUCACAGCCAAUGCCGCAAACUGUAAAAUUAUGAUCAUAUUUCUAGACGACAGUUGGGCCAAGAGUAAAGAAUGUAUAUCCGAAUUCAACUGUGCCUAUGCUUGUUUUAACAAGACGGAAACACCGAGGAUCAUUCCGGUGGUUAUGGACGGCUUCCAGUGGAUAGAUCCCCUGAAAUUCCCAGAAGCUCACUGUAUUACAGCUAAUUUCUACUGUCUGCAAAAAGAUAAAAAUCAGAGCUGGGAGCAGGCAUUUGUAUCAGUGAUGAAUAAAGUAGAUGCGAUUAUGGCAGAACUGGAACAGACUUCAGCUGUCAACUUCUCUCCAGCUUCGAACCCCAGCAACAAACUCUUCCUUGAUUUCCUCACCUGUGAAAUAUGCCAGGAAGUGUUCAAAGACCCCAGAAUGCUUCCCUGUAGCCACUCGUUCUGCAAGCAUUGCCUAAUCGACUGGAAAAAUUCUAACGGGGGAGGCACGUUUCCUUGCCCCAAGUGUAGGAUCCCGUACUCAGGGAAAAUGGACGACCUAGUUGCAGAUUUCAGAGCAAAUCAACUCGUAGACGCCAUGAACAAUCAAGAAGUGGUUGAAAGGACCCAGGCUGCCAAUUUAGCAAAUGAGCCGACAGGCAAUCAGGCCGAUGGAAAUGCAAGUGAAUGUGAGUUCAAUUGCGAGAAGGAUUUAUCUGAUUGGCUCUCGAAGCACAAAAUGCCCAAAGAGGUUAUCGAUAAUCUUCUAGACAAUGGUUUUGAAUUUCUAGAUAUAGUUCUGGAAAUGACUGAUUCGGAUAUAAAAGAAUUGAACUUGAAAUCCGGCCACGAGAGAAAACUGUCCAAAUGCAUCAAGCAGCACAAUAUAUUGACUGAAACCAGCUUCGCGAGGCCUUCAGCUCGUCCACCCUCAGGAAUCCGACAUGUGGGUGCUCGGGCAGCGCCUAUCAGCUCUUCUGAAACCAGUGUUGUCGAAGAACCUGUUGACAUCUUGUCAAACUGGAGUUUGAUUGAGGAACUUUACGAUGACCGCGUUCUGAGCUCGGGAACUAGUCCUGUCGACAGUCUCAAAUUCUGGUCUUCACUAUCCAAAAUCAGAUUUGAAAACAUAAUCGACACGAUUAAAAAGCAAGCUGAAAGUGUGGUCAAACAUGAAAAAAUGGCCAAGGGAAUAAAAGCAAAAUGUCUGCAACAAGCAGCUACGGUUCUUUCUGAUGCCGGAUCUUAUGCACAUGCUGUUGACUUUGCAAAAAAGGCUCUCGAAUACGAAAAAAGUCCGGAACGUGAGUUUGAAAUCAAGGCACUGCUUGCUUAUUCGACACAUAACAAAUUGAAGGAACCAAUGUGGGUAUCAGAGACGAAGGAUCCCAGAGUGUACACUCAGUUGAUAGACUUGUGGAAUGACGUCAUUUCCCACCAUCAGUACGUGGGCAAGGCCAAGUUGUGUAAAGUGUACAUUCUGAAGAGCUUCACUCUUCAGGCUUUGCUCAGCAGAGACAAAUCUAAUCCGGACGCCGGAGAGCAAGCGGAGCAAACUCUAAAGGACGCUUACAAACUGUGCGACGAAUUGAAAGACGACGGGCUGAAAGCCGAAGCUAAAAUGACGGAAGGACUGCUCAAGGCAGCUAUGAAAAACCGACCCGAAUCGCUCGUCCUUUUAUUAGAGGCCAGAAAGUUAUGCUUGAAAAAGUAUGGCGAAUUUAGUACUCUGAUGGCCAGAAUUUACUACAACAUUGCGAUCGAUUUCGAGGUGAAAAGGCAGUUCAAUGAAGCGUACGAAUGUUUCAGACGAACUUGGUUGAUUGAUUUGCAAAUCAAAGGUGUUCAUCACCCAUCAACUGCUAAGUCCGGUUCGGUUUUGGUAGAUCAGUCGUACCCUUACCCAAGACUGGCUCGUACGAACGAGGAAAGUCUGCCCGGCGACGACCAAGGGCCGAACGAGAAGGACAGAAAUUACGCCAAGCGCAUGAAGUUUUUGAAUGAUAUGUAAAUAUUUAGUUGUUAAAUUCAAAACUAAAAUAACUAAACCUGAUUAAGCAUAGCGACAAAAAUACAUAAUCAAUUUGACAAUUUAAAACUCUAUCAUUGCUGUAAUAAUAAAUUCAGAUAG